CCUUUGGGGCUCAGGAUGAGGGUGGCCUCGGGCCUGAUUGAGAGCCAGACGGGGGAGGCCAGGCAGGGCUGUGUGUCCCGGUGUCCGCGGCGGCAGGGGCCUCAGGCUGUGACAACUUCCACCCAGGGCGUCCAGGGCCCAGGCCCGGCGCAGCUCGGCGCUCUGGCAGGAAUCUGGCACCUAGCCUGGGUAGGGGCUGGACCCAGCGGAGCCCAUCCAGGUUUCUGGAAGGCCUGGCCUCCAGGUCACAGGCAGGCACGGUCCACGUCGGCUGCCCGGCCCUGUUCCAGCCCGCUGCCCCUGCCAGGCUGGGAGAGCGCUGUCCUCCACGGCACAGACCAUGGUGGGCUGUGUGACUGCGGCUGCUCAUCCACCCCUCUGAGCUCCCCCGUAAACACUAACACACGUGGGUCCCGAUGGGACAUAGCGUGGCUUCACUCCGCACGCGGGCCUGUUCGCAGUGCUCCCAGGCCUCGUCCAGAAGGCUCUCCAGAGACCAGCCCAGCCCAGGAUUUGGGUGACAUCAUGGAAGGGCGCUGGUGGCUCAGACGCUGCAGCGGGGCCUUCGCGGGCCAGCAAUGCCAGGCCCCCAACCCCUGCCUCAGCGCCCCCUGCAAGAACGGCGGGACAUGCCACACGGUGGAACGAGACGGCCUGGUGGACUACACCUGCAGCUGCCGCCUGGGCUUCUCGGGGCCGCUCUGCCUGACGCCCCGAGACCACGCCUGCCUCGCCAGCCCCUGCCUCAACGGCGGCACCUGUGACCUGCUCACGCUGGCCGAGUACAAGUGCCUCUGCCCCCCAGGCUGGUCAGGGAAGACAUGCCAGCAGGCUGACCCCUGCGCCUCAAACCCGUGUGCCAACGGAGGCCAGUGCCUGCCCUUCGAGGCGUCGUAUAUCUGCCACUGCCCAGCCGGCUUCCACGGCCCCACGUGCAGGCAGGACGUCAAUGAGUGCAGCCAGAGCCCCGGGCUCUGCCACCACGGCGGCACCUGCCUCAACGAGGUCGGCUCCUACCGCUGCGUCUGCCGCCCCACCCACACCGGCCCCCACUGCGAGCUGCCCUACGUGCCUUGCAGCCCCUCCCCCUGCCAGAACGGGGGCACCUGCCGCCCCACGGGGGACACCACCCACGAGUGCGCCUGCCUGCCAGGCUUCACUGGCCAGAACUGCGAGGAAAACAUUGACGACUGCCCGGGGAACAAUUGCAAGAACGGAGGCGCCUGUGUGGACGGCGUGAACACCUACAACUGCCGCUGCCCCCCAGAGUGGACAGGUCAGUACUGCACGGAGGACGUGGACGAGUGCCAGCUCAUGCCCAACGCCUGCCAGAACGGCGGGACCUGCCACAACACCCACGGCGACUACAACUGCGUGUGCGUCAACGGCUGGACGGGUGAGGACUGUAGCGAGAACAUCGACGACUGCGCCAGCGCCUCCUGCUUCCAGGGUGCCACCUGCCACGACCGUGUGGCCUCCUUCUACUGCGAGUGUCCCCACGGCCGCACGGGUCUGCUGUGCCACCUGAAUGACGCCUGCAUCAGCAACCCCUGCAACGAGGGCUCCAACUGCGACACCAACCCCGUCAACGGCAAGGCCAUCUGCACCUGCCCCUCGGGGUACACGGGGCCGGCCUGCAGCCAGGAUGUGGACGAGUGCUCGCUGGGCGCCAACCCCUGUGAGCACGCGGGCAAGUGCAUCAACACGCUGGGCUCGUUCGAGUGCCAGUGUCUGCAGGGCUACACCGGCCCGCGCUGCGAGAUCGACGUCAACGAGUGUGUGUCGAACCCGUGUCAGAACGAUGCCACCUGCCUGGACCAGAUCGGGGAGUUCCAGUGUAUCUGCAUGCCCGGCUACGAGGGCGUGCACUGCGAGGUGAACACGGACGAGUGCGCCAGCAGCCCCUGCCUGCAGAACGGCCGCUGCCUGGACAAGAUCAAUGAGUUCGUGUGCGAGUGCCCCACGGGCUUCACCGGGCACUUAUGUCAGUAUGACGUGGACGAGUGUGCGAGCACGCCCUGCAAGAAUGGCGCUAAGUGCCUGGACGGGCCCAACACCUACACCUGCGUGUGCACGGAAGGCUACACGGGGCCCCACUGCGAGGUGGACAUCGACGAGUGUGACCCCGACCCUUGCCACUACGGGUCCUGCAAGGACGGCGUGGCCACCUUCACCUGCCUGUGCCAGCCGGGCUACACGGGCCACCACUGCGAGACCAACAUCAACGAGUGCCACAGCCAGCCCUGCCGCCACGGGGGCACCUGCCAGGACCGCGACAACUCCUACCUCUGCUUCUGCCUCAAGGGGACCACAGGACCCAACUGCGAGAUCAACCUGGACGACUGCGCGAGCAACCCCUGCGACUCCGGCACGUGUCUGGACAAGAUUGACGGCUACGAGUGUGCGUGUGAGCCGGGCUACACAGGGAGCAUGUGUAACAUCAACAUUGACGAGUGCGCAGACAGACCCUGCCACAACGGGGGCACCUGCGAGGACGGCAUCAACGGCUUCACCUGCCGCUGCCCCGAGGGCUACCACGACCCCACCUGCCUGUCCGAGGUCAACGAGUGCAGCAGCAAUCCCUGCAUCCACGGGGCCUGCCGCGACAGCCUCAACGGGUACAAGUGUGACUGUGACCCCGGGUGGAGCGGGGCCAACUGUGACGUCAACAAUGACGAGUGUGAGUCGAACCCCUGCGUCAACGGGGGCACCUGCAAGGACAUGACCAGCGGCUACGUGUGCGCCUGCCGGGAGGGCUUCAGUGGCCCCAACUGCCAGACCAACAUCAACGAGUGCGCAUCCAACCCAUGUCUCAACCAGGGCACGUGUAUCGAUGACGUGGCAGGGUACAAAUGCAACUGCCUCUUGCCCUACACAGGGGCCACGUGUGAGGUGGUGCUGGCCCCGUGUGCCCCCGGGCCCUGCAGAAACGGCGGCGAGUGUCGGGAGUCAGAGGAUUACGAGAGCUUCUCCUGCGCCUGCCCCGCAGGCUGGCAGGGGCAGACCUGUGAGAUUGACAUCAACGAGUGCGUGAAGAGCCCGUGCCGCGCGGGCGCCUCCUGCCAGAACACCAACGGCGGCUACCGCUGCCACUGCCAGGCGGGCUACACGGGGCGCAACUGCGAGACAGACAUCGACGACUGCCGGCCCAACCCGUGCCACAACGGGGGCUCCUGCACAGACGGCAUCAACACGGCCUUCUGCGACUGCCUGCCCGGCUUCCAGGGUGCCUUCUGCGAAGAGGACAUCAACGAGUGUGCCAGCAACCCCUGCCGCAACGGCGCCAACUGCACCGACUGCGUGGACAGCUAUACCUGCACCUGCCCCACGGGCUUCAGCGGCAUCCACUGCGAGAAUAACACGCCCGACUGCACGGAGAGCUCCUGCUUCAACGGCGGUACCUGCGUGGACGGCAUCAACGCCUUCACCUGCCUGUGUCCACCCGGCUUCACGGGCAGCUACUGCCAGCACGACGUCAACGAGUGUGACUCUCGGCCCUGCCUGCACGGCGGCACCUGCCACGACAGCUACGGCACCUACAAGUGCACCUGCCCGCAGGGCUACACGGGCCUCAACUGCCAGACCCUCGUGCGCUGGUGCGACUCCUCCCCCUGCAAGAACGACGGCCGGUGCUGGCAGACCAACGCGAUGUACCGCUGCGAGUGCCACAGCGGCUGGACUGGCCUCUACUGCGACGUGCCCAGCGUCUCCUGUGAGGUGGCCGCGCGGCAGCAAGGCGUCAACGUGACCCACUUGUGCCGGAACGGGGGCCUCUGCAUGAACGCGGGCAACACACACCACUGCCACUGCCAGGCUGGCUACACGGGCAGCUACUGUGAGGAGCAGGUGGAUGAGUGCUCACCCAGCCCCUGCCAGAACGGGGCCACCUGCACCGACUACCCCGGCGGCUACUCCUGCGAGUGUGUGGCCGGCUACCAUGGGGUGAACUGCUCCGAGGAGGUGAACGAGUGCUUGUCCCAGCCCUGCCGGAAUGGGGGCACCUGCAUCGACCUCACCAACACCUACAAGUGUUCCUGCCCCCGCGGCACGCAGGGCGUGCACUGCGAGAUCAACGUGGACGACUGCAACCCCCCCAUCGACCCUGUGUCCCGGGGCCCCAAGUGCUUUAACAACGGCACCUGCGUGGACCAGGUGGGCGGCUACAGCUGCACCUGCCCGCCCGGCUUCGUGGGUGAGCGCUGCGAGGGCGACGUCAACGAGUGCCUGUCCAACCCCUGCGACGCCCGCGGCACCCAGAACUGCGUGCAGCGCGUCAACGCCUUCCACUGCGAGUGCCGCGCCGGCCACACCGGACGCCGCUGCGAGUCGGUCAUCAACGGCUGCAAGGACAGGCCCUGCAAGAACGGGGGCAGCUGUGCGGUGGCCUCCAACACGGCCCGCGGGUUCAUCUGCAAAUGCCCAGCGGGCUUCGAGGGCGCCACGUGUGAGAACGACGCCCGCAGCUGUGGGAGCCUGCGGUGCCUGAACGGCGGCACGUGCAUCGCGGGCCCGCGCAGCCCCACCUGCCUGUGCCUGGGCCCCUUCACCGGCCCCGAGUGCCAGUUUCCAGCCAGCAGCCCCUGCGUGGGCGGCAACCCCUGCUACAACCAGGGCGUCUGCGAGCCCACCGCCGAGAGCCCCUUCUACCGCUGCCGCUGCCCCGCCAAGUUCAACGGGCUCCUGUGCCACAUCCUGGACUACAGCUUUGGGGGCGGCGUGGGCCUCGACAUCCCCCCGCCGCAGAUCGAGGAGACGUGCGAGCUCCCCGGCUGCCGCGAGGAGGCCGGCAACAAGGUCUGCAGCCUGCAGUGCAACAACCACGCGUGCGGCUGGGACGGCGGCGACUGCUCCCUCAACUUUGACGACCCCUGGCAGAACUGCACGCAGUCCCUGCAGUGCUGGAAGUACUUCAGCAACGGCCGCUGCGACAGCCAGUGCAACUCGGCCGGCUGCCUCUUCGACGGCUUCGACUGCCAGCGCGCAGAAGGCCAGUGCAACCCCCUGUACGACCAGUACUGCAAGGACCACUUCAGGGACGGGCACUGUGACCAGGGCUGCAACAGCGCGGAGUGCGAGUGGGACGGGCUGGACUGCGCGGAGCACGUGCCCGAGCGGCUGGCGGCCGGCACGCUGGUGCUGGUGGUGCUCAUGCCGCCCGAGCAGCUGCGCAACCGCUCCCUGCACUUCCUGCGGGAGCUCAGCCGCCUGCUGCACACCAACGUGGUCUUCAAGCGCGACGCCAGCGGCCAGCAGAUGAUCUUCCCCUACUACGGCCGCGAGGAGGAGCUGCACAAGCACCCCAUCAGGCGCUCCGUGGACGGCGGGGCCCCGCUGCUCCCGGGCGGCGGCGGCGGACGCCGGCGCAGGGAGCUGGACCCCAUGGACAUCCGCGGGUCCAUCGUCUACCUGGAGAUUGACAACCGGCAGUGCGUCCAGUCAUCAUCCCAGUGCUUCCAGAGCGCCACGGACGUGGCCGCCUUCCUGGGUGCGCUGGCCUCGCUGGGCAGCCUCAACAUCCCCUACAAGAUCGAGGCCGUGCAGAGUGAGACGGUGGAGCCGCCCCCGCCCCCGCCGCUGCACUUCAUGUACGUGGCCGUGGUGGCCUUCGUGCUGCUGUUCUUCGUGGGCUGCGGGGUGCUGCUAUCGCGGAAGCGCCGGCGGCAGCAUGGCCAGCUCUGGUUCCCCGAGGGCUUCAAGGUGUCGGAGGCCAGCAAGAAGAAGCGGCGCGAGCCCCUCGGCGAGGACUCCGUGGGCCUCAAGCCCCUGAAGAACUCCUCGGACGGCGCCCUCAUGGACGACAACCAGAACGAGUGGGGCGACGAGGGCCUGGAGGCCAAGAAGUUCCGGUUCGAGGAGCCCGUGGUCCUCCCUGACCUGGACGACCAGACAGACCACAGACAGUGGACUCAGCAGCAUCUGGACGCCGCCGACCUGCGCGUGUCUGCCAUGGCCCCCACGCCUCCCCAGGGCGAGGCCGAUGCCGACUGCCUGGACGUGAACGUCCGUGGGCCGGACGGCUUCACGCCCCUCAUGAUCGCCUCCUGCAGCGGAGGGGGCCUAGAGACAGGCAACAGCGAGGAGGAGGAGGAUGCGCCUGCGGUCAUCUCGGACUUCAUCUACCAGGGCGCCAGCCUGCACAACCAGACAGACCGCACCGGCGAGACUGCCCUGCACCUGGCCGCCCGCUACUCGCGCUCCGACGCGGCCAAGCGCCUGCUGGAGGCCAGUGCGGACGCCAACAUACAGGACAACAUGGGCCGCACCCCGCUGCACGCGGCCGUGUCUGCCGACGCGCAGGGCGUCUUCCAGAUCCUGAUCCGGAACCGAGCCACCGACCUGGACGCCCGCAUGCACGACGGCACGACCCCGCUAAUCCUGGCUGCCCGCCUGGCUGUGGAGGGCAUGCUGGAGGACCUCAUCAACUCCCAUGCCGACGUCAAUGCUGUGGACGACCUGGGCAAGUCCGCCCUGCACUGGGCGGCCGCGGUGAACAACGUGGAGGCCGCUGUCGUGCUGCUGAAGAACGGGGCCAACAAGGACAUGCAGAACAACAAGGAGGAGACGCCCUUGUUCCUGGCCGCCCGGGAGGGCAGCUACGAGACGGCCAAGGUGCUGCUGGACCAUUUUGCCAACCGGGACAUCACGGACCACAUGGACCGCCUGCCUCGCGACAUCGCGCAGGAGCGCAUGCACCACGACAUCGUGCGGCUGCUGGACGAAUACAGCCUGGUGCGCAGCCCCCCGCUGCACGGCGCCCCCCUGGGCGGCGCGCCCACCCUGUCGCCCCCGCUCUGCUCGCCCAACGGCUACCUGGGCAACCUCAAGCCCCCCAUGCAGGGCAAGAAGGCCCGCAAGCCCAGCACCAAGGGCCUGGCCUGCGGCGGCAAGGAGCCCAAGGACCUUAAGGCUCGGAGGAAGAAGUCCCAAGACGGCAAGGGCUGCCUGCUGGACAGCGGGAGCGUGCUCUCGCCCGUGGACUCCCUCGAGUCCCCCCACGGCUACCUGUCAGACGUGGCCUCCCCGCCCCUCCUGCCCUCCCCUUUCCAGCCAUCUCCCUCCGUGCCCCUCAACCACCUGCCCGGGAUGCCCGAGGCCCACCUGGGCGUCAGCCACCUGAGCGUGGCAGCCAAGCCCGAGAUGGCGGCGCUCAGUGGGGGCGGACGGCUGGCCUUCGAGGCAGGGCCACCGCGCCUCUCCCACCUGCCUGUGGCCUCCAGCACCAGCACCAUCCUGGGUGCCGCUGGCAGUGGGGGCGGUGGGGCUGUGAAUUUCACCGUGGGUGGAGCCGCGGGCUUGAAUGGCCAGUGCGAGUGGCUGUCCCGGCUGCAGAACGGCCUAGUGCCCAACCAGUACAACCCGCUGCGAGGGGGCGUGACGCCGGGCACCCUGAGCACGCAGGCUGCCGGCCUGCAGCAUGGCACGGUGGGCCCGCUGCACGCCCCCGCCCUGUCCCAGGUGAUGAGCUACCAGGCCCUGCCCAGCACGCGGCUGGCCUCCCAGCCUCACCUGGUGCCGACGCAGCAGCUGCAGCCGCAGCAGAACUUACAGAUGCAGCCGCCGAGCAUGCCACCGCAGCCAAACCUGCAGCCGCCGCCGCCGCACCUCGGCGUGGGCUCAGCCGCCAGCGGCCACCUGGGCCGGAGCUUCCUGGGAGGGGAGCUGAGCCAGGCGGACGUGCAGCCGCUGGGGCCCGGCAACCUGGCCGCGCACACCGUGCUGCCGCAGGAAGGCCAGGCCCUGCCCACGUCGCUGCCGUCCGCGCUGGCCCCGCCCAUGACCACCGCCCAGUUCCUGACGCCCCCCUCCCAGCACAGCUACUCCUCCUCCCCCGUGGACAACACCCCCAGCCACCAGCUGCAGGUGCCCGAGCACCCCUUCCUCACCCCGUCCCCCGAGUCCCCCGACCAGUGGUCCAGCUCCUCGCCACAUUCCAACAUCUCCGAUUGGUCCGAGGGCAUCUCCAGCCCGCCCACCAGCGUGCCGUCCCAAAUCGCCCACGUCCCAGAGGCGUUCAAGUAAACAGCCGGCUGCCCCCAGGACCCUGCGCUUCCUUUCCCAAGCCCUGCUGGGGCGUGUGCGUGCGCUCCAUGGAUGCUGGGGCUGACCAAAGGAGCUUUUUUUCAACAAAUGUGUUUUUAUACAAAAUAAGAGGACAAGGAUUUUUAAUUUUUUUUUCUAGUAUUUAUUUAUGUACUUUUAUUUUACAUGGAAACACUGCCUUUUUAUUUAUAUGUACUGUUUUGUAUGGCAUCAGGUAGAAACUUUUAUCUGCUCCAAGAAAAUAAACUAGUUCUCAGUCAUGAUUUUCCUACUUAGGAUAAAGACUCUUAGGUAUUUGUAAAAUAUAAACAAAGAUUCAUGAUGUGCAAAUGCCAUUUAUUUAUUGAUUUCCUCUUUUUUGAAUCCUGAAAGAAAUGAUGUCAGACAAGGGCGGUUUGAGCCAGCAUUGUUUAGAAAGCUCCAGGGGUGCCCGGGGGCCUGCUUUGAUUUCCCCAGACAUCCCCUCACCCCCACCUCCAAACCUGGACCUCCCUCCUCCCAGGACCGCCUGCAUCUUAUGAAAAGAUGCGUCUAGAGAAAGAAAAGCAAGCCCUUUACUCCUUUGGCACGUGGGUUACUUUGUACCUGAAGUAGGAAAGUAAAGUGUAAAAUGAUGUGGUUCAUGCAUUUCGGUGUACUUUUAAACUUUUUAAAGAUAUGUCUCUCAAAACGUGUUCUUGGGGUAUGCCAAGGGUACAUUUCAUGGUACCAAUCAUGAAUCUUUGUUGCAGUUUCAGUAUUACGUAGUUGUUCUUUGGUAUUGUGAGUUCUUGUUCUUUCUGGAGGCUCCCCUGCCCCUCGCCCCCGCUGAUGUUUAAGCAUCAUGUAAGAAGUUGGAGGUGUGGCCAUGUGGUACCCACCUUGGACCCCACGUUGGGGAGGCCUCCCCCUUCCUGGGGAAAGACACCGCUGGGCUGCCCUGUUGGAGGCAUCUCAACUUGAACUGCAUCUCCCAGGUUCAGCGGAAGAUGAACUGGCGCCCCUGGGGCCCAGUGCUGACGGGCCCGGUUUUUAUAGGAGACUUGGAAAAACGUGGGUGCGUCCAGCCUCAGUGCUCAGAGACCCUGGUUCCAGGGCCUGGCGCGCCCUGGGGUGCUCGGGUCACCAGGAGCCUGCUCGCGGGCCACCCCUUCCAGUUCAGGGGGUGGGUGUGCGCCCCGGGGUAGAGCAGAGUUUUACAUUAUCAAGUAUAAGCCUGUGGCAGAUACAUAUCUGUAAAUACAUUUUUAAAGGGUGAUUUUGUUUAAGAAAUCUGUUUGAACAAAUCUGUCAGGGUCGUGCUGAUAAGGGAUGUCAGAACCCAGGCCCCACGACCCGCAGCUGCCGAACAGUAGCUCCUGAGAGCAAAGCCGGGGGGUCCUGCUGCCCACCGCACUGAGUCUGCUGCCCCGGCCUCGCCGGGUGUGCUGUGGGGCCACCCCUAGUGGGCACGAUCAGACUCUUCCUAAGACAUGGCUUUUUGUGUUUUAUAAGAUAGAGUGUAGUUUACAUAAAAAGAAAACUUUUUUAAAAAGUUAUCUACCUACAAAACUGUAGGUGAUGAAAAUGAUGUAUUUUUUUUCAUCUUUUUUGUUAACAGAUUUGCAAUAAAAAUGAUUCCGAUGGUCGUCCAGAUUUUGCUAAACUC
Molecule: messenger RNA, 9667 nt
Organism: Dama dama (fallow deer)
Lineage: Eukaryota; Metazoa; Chordata; Mammalia; Artiodactyla; Cervidae
Gene: NOTCH1
Product: notch receptor 1
Exons: 33
Coding region: 16-8019 (2667 amino acids)
Biological process (GO): establishment or maintenance of epithelial cell apical/basal polarity; regulation of developmental process; multicellular organism development
Cellular component (GO): protein-containing complex; plasma membrane
Molecular function (GO): calcium ion binding; signaling receptor activity; protein binding
Source: RefSeq, a predicted model, not a curated record